This is a messenger RNA of Acanthosepion pharaonis, 1125 nucleotides long. NCBI's taxonomy places the organism in Eukaryota, Metazoa, Mollusca, Cephalopoda, Sepiida, Sepiidae. The record is from the annotation of a GenBank genome assembly.
AUGGCAACACUUUCCUUUACACUGACGCGUGUACAUCCCAACGUGGCAUAUCUACCUCCGAACAUAAAUGUUAAGAUUUCUUUUUAUUAUUUUCCUCGCAACACUUUUUCUUUGUAUCUCUUCCUAGUUAGUGAGUUUUUCACUUGUUUCGAGUACGAAAUCACCACCUCCAAAAAACAAUGGCAACUUUCUUUCCCUAUGAUUGUUGGCAACGUUUUCUUGGGGAAAAAAUCAGAAAUGGCAAAUGUUAUACAAGCUCUUAUGCAAAAGAUAGACUAUACGGAGGAUUCUUUGACAGAUCCACGAACAAAAGACUGGUUUCUUAUAGAAAACAACCCACUAAAAGUAUGGUGCCUAACUGCCUUAUACAUUCUUUUUGUUAUAUAUGGACCAAAAUAUAUGCAGAACCGGAAAGCUUAUGAUUUGCGGAUCUUUAUGAUUGUCUACAAUCUGGCAAUGGUUGUUUUAUCUUUAUAUAUGUUUAUUGAGAUUAUAUUGAGUACACAGUCCUUGGGUUACAGAGUUGUUUGUGCACCUUAUACAAAACUAAGUAUUCAAAAUCCAAAAGAAAUGAGGUUGGCUAAAGUUUUAUGGUGGUAUUUUUUUUCCAAAGCCGUUGAACUAAUGGACACUGUCUUGAUGAUAUUACGAAAGAAACAUGAUCAAGUAUCUUUCCUACAUGUCUUUCAUCAUGCAACCAUGUUAAAUAUUUGGUGGUGGGUCAUGAUGUUUAUUCCUGGAGGACUGUCCUGGUUUGGUGCAUGCCUAAAUUGUUUCAUCCAUAUUGUUAUGUACACCUAUUAUGGCCUAUCAGCAGUACCUUCACUCAAGGGAAAAUUAUGGUGGAAAAAGUAUAUUACCAAAUUGCAGUUGAUUCAGUUUUGUAUCACAUUUGGGCACUCAGCAAAUUCUAUACGAAUACAAUGUGACUUUCCUCGUUGGGGCCAGUAUUUACUAACAGGCUACAUGAUCAUCAUGGUUAUUCUGUUCAGCAAUUUCUACAUUCAAGCAUAUAUUAAAGGCAGAAGGAAUCCCAAAGGGCAACAAGAGCAUUCACAGAAGCAAAAGAAAAAAAAUGUGCAUAAUGGGAAUAUUAAUGCUACAAGCAAGCCCAUUCAUGGAUGA